GUCUGCCUGAUAUUUUGUCUGUUAGUCUGACUUCAGUGAUUAUUUCUGUAUAAACAGCCCCUCACAAAGGCCUUGGCCAUGCCUCCUCUUCCUGUUCCCCUCUUCCUUGUACUGCUACAGUUUGUAGCAAUUGCUUACGCCAGUGGUGGGGCUUACUACGGACACAAACAACGCCCUCAACCAUACCAGCCAAUACAGCACCCCCAACACAUGGGCAUGGGCAAAGAAGGCUUUCCCCAGCAACAGUACCAUGGAAAAGAGGUGCCCUAUAUGCAGUAUCCCCACUACAGGAAGGAGCUUCCCCACAUACCCGUGCUCAAAGGCAAAGGGAGAGGAUAUAAUGGAGGUCAAGACAAAGGUCAGACAAUCCCUAGUGGUGCUGAGGGAAUUCCUCAAGGAGAGCCAGGCCCAGCUGGUCCACCUGGACCUGAGGGACCUCCAGGGCCCCCUGGACCUCCAGGGAUCGGCCAGUUGGGACCUGUGGGACAACCUGGACCUCUUGGUCCACCAGGAGUACCGGGGGUGGGCAAACCAGGUUUGCCAGGACUUCAAGGCAAGCCAGGAGUAAAUGGUGAACCUGGACCAGAAGGGGAAAUGGGACCCAGGGGAGAGGAAGGGCCAGCUGGACAGCCAGGACCUCAGGGUCCCCCAGGACCACCAGGGCUACCAGGAAUAGGUAAACCAGGGGUAAAUGGAUUUCCAGGCCAACCAGGACCCAAAGGAGAGCCAGGUCACAAGGGUCUGCCAGGACUACCAGGAUUACCAGGACCCAAAGGAGACAAAGGGAUGAGCCAGCCAGGACCACGUGGUAAUAUGGGGCUCCCAGGGUUUCCGGGACCAGCAGGUCCAAGAGGAUUACCUGGUUUUGGAAAGCCUGGGCUGAAUGGGGCACCAGGCCCACAAGGACCACCUGGAGAGAAAGGACAUCCUGGAGUGCAAGGACCAGCUGGGCCACCUGGUGAAAAAGGAGAGCAUGGCCCACCAGGAUUACCUGGUCAAGGAAAGCCAGGUCCAAAUGGCCUGCCAGGACAACCUGGCAUACCAGGUGCAAAAGGUCAUCCAGGACCAUCAGGUUUGCCAGGAAAGCCAGGACUGCCUGGAUUUGGUAAACCAGGACUCCCAGGACCAAAGGGUGAUAAAGGUAUGAAUGGGCCAACUGGACAUCCAGGACAAAAAGGAGAUAAGGGCCAUGGAGGACUACCUGGUAUGCUUGGUCCCCCUGGCCCAAAAGGUCAGCCAGGCCCUCCAGGCCCUAUGGGACUCCCAGGAGGUUUGGGUGUACCUGGUUCUAAAGGAGAGCAUGGAGACAGAGGACCUAAGGGGCUUGAUGGAGCCCAGGGUGACCCCGGUCCUACUGGAAUGCCUGGUAAAGAUGGUCUGACUGGAGAACCUGGGGAGCCAGGGCCAAGAGGUCCCCCAGGACCAAGUGGUGCCAAAGGAGACAGUGGGCAUAAAGGUCUACCCGGUAUCCCUGGUCCACCAGGACUUUCCGGGCCAAAAGGACAGGGUGGAUUACCCGGUGAAGUGGGACCACAAGGUCCUAGGGGAAUCCCAGGAAUGGAUGGUGCAGCAGGACCAACUGGGCCUCCUGGUCUUCCUGGGCCAAAAGGAGAUAGUGGUUCACCUGGUCAGCCAGGCUUUGCAGGUGAGGGAAGACCAGGUCUUCCUGGUCCCGUAGGACCUCCAGGAAAAGAGGGUCCAUCAGGAAUCCCUGGACAACCAGGUCAGCCUGGCCUUCCUGGACCACCAGGCCCCCCUGGAGUACCUGGUCUAUCUCCUGACAUGUCUGGGGUACUCUCUGAGAUGGGUCCUGGACUAGAUGGUGUUAAGGCUGGUAGUUAUGGAAAGAAGGGCAAGUAUGGAGGCAAUGUGGGAGAAGUCUUGGGUACCAAUGGGUUGGAAAUGCCAGCAUUUACAGCUGUGGCAACAAUGCCCUUCCCACCUGUGGGCACUCCAGUUAUCUUUGAAAAGCUCUUGUAUAAUGGUCGCCAAAACUACAACCCCCAGACAGGAAUUUUCACCUGCGACCUGCCUGGCAUUUAUUAUUUUGCUUACCACAUCCAUUGCAAAGGAGCUAAUGUGUGGGUGGCUUUGAUGAGGAACAAUGAGCCAGUGAUGUAUACAUAUGAUGAAUACAAAAAGGGUUUCCUAGACCAAGCGUCAGGGAGUGCAGUAUUACCUCUACAAUCUGGGGACACUGUGUAUAUUCAGCUGCCCUCAGAUCAGGCCUCAGGACUUUAUGCUGGGCAGUAUGUGCACUCCUCCUUUUCUGGGUACUUGUUAUAUCCCAUGUAAAAUCAUAAACUGCAGGGAGAGAGAGGAUUCACUGAGAACAAAGU
Molecule: messenger RNA, 2339 nt
Organism: Monopterus albus (swamp eel)
Lineage: Eukaryota; Metazoa; Chordata; Actinopteri; Synbranchiformes; Synbranchidae
Gene: col8a1a
Product: collagen, type VIII, alpha 1a
Exons: 3
Coding region: 79-2295 (738 amino acids)
Molecular function (GO): protein binding
Source: RefSeq, a predicted model, not a curated record